This is a messenger RNA of Mytilinidion resinicola, 2888 nucleotides long. RefSeq lists its product as uncharacterized. The record is from RefSeq and is a predicted model, not a curated record. The transcript is spliced from 4 exons. NCBI's taxonomy places the organism in Eukaryota, Fungi, Ascomycota, Dothideomycetes, Mytilinidiales, Mytilinidiaceae. The coding region runs from base 1 to 2604 and encodes 867 amino acids.
AUGCGCGUGUCCGGUCCUCGACGCGCCUUUUCCGAAGCUCAAGCGCGAGAUCACAACAAAAGCAAGCAGCCACACGCCUACUCCACCCAGCUGGACGAGUGCAUUACCUCACUUGUCCUGCUCAACAUCUCUGCUGAAGGCGAGCACCCUCUGGCAACUAUUGAGCAAGCCUGCAGCACUUCACGUGCUGGGCCGCCUGCUGGACCUCACUCUCUAACCUCGCUUCGUAACGCAGACCAACAACAAAACAACUCGGCCCGCCCUCGCGACUUGUCACUCUUCCGCCUACCACCGCACGUCGCAUCGCCAGACGAGCAGCAUCCAGAAGCGGCCAUGCACAAGAGCAAGUACGCCACUCCCGCUGCGGCCCCCAACGGUCCCGGUCAACAGUGCGCACCCUCUGGCACGCAGCACGGCGGAUCUGGUCGCCUCACGACAGCCCCGCCGUCCCGUCCUGCCCAGCACGCACUACGCGCGGCUCAGAAUGCUACCUUCUCGAAUGGACCCCCCUUCUCCGGUCAAGAUGCUCGAAGCGGCCCACAGACCCCGAGACCGGUCGUUAGGGAUUCGGAUGGUCUCUGGCCAUGGCCAGGCAGCACCACUACUGGCCCUGCGGUCCCUGGCCCUAGACCUACUGGCCAGUCCGUCUUUGGCGAAAACCUGAACGCGUUCAAGCCUAUUGCGAAGACCGACUUCAUCAAGAAACCCACCGUCAAGAUGGUCCCCAAUAGCGACAAGCCAAAAGUCACCGGCCUCAACAAAGAGAAUCUUGAGUCGUCCGACGCACUGAAGACGGAUGAGGAUAAGAGAGCGCAGGUCGUGGAGCAGUUCAAAGCGGCUGUCAAACCAAAGGCGGAGCAGGCAUCAGGAGCCACCAAACCCGAGAGUUCUGCCGCUGCAGCCAACAAGAUUCCUUCUGGUACGCCCAAUACCAAGCCGGCCACCAAGCCGGCCACCAAGCCCACCAUCAAGGUUGAAUCGUCCAGUGACGAGGAUGAUGAGUUGGCUGCAAAGUUUGCUAGGCUGCAGGGCAUUACGCCAAGCCGGGCACGCAGUCAAGAUCAUCCUCAAGCCACUGAGAAGAAAUCUGGUGGACAUUCAGCCCCUGACUCUCCUGCGCGUCUUUCCAAGAACAAUAUUGACGCAUAUCUUGCAGCUACCACUUCUGCCGAUAAAGAGUUGCGCGCCACCCAAGCGGCAUCUGCUACAAAUAUAUCUGGCCAAGCCUACCAUGGUAUUCCGCGCGACUCCACGAAGACAAGCGGGACUACACGUGCUGCCGUUCCUUCCAAUUUCAAUAAGGACACUAUUGCUCUGGCGGAGAAAGCCGCCAAGCAGGUUCAAGAAGGAGUUGCCGCGCAUCUCGAUUCCCUUUCCGAGGGCAAGCACAAACCUUUCACCAAAGCUGAAAUCGAUGCAUCUGGACAGCGCCUACGCACGGCGGUAAAUGGACGGCCUAUUUCGUUCUACAAGUCGGAUCAAUUCCGAAAGGCUAUUGUGGGAGCCAUAGCCGACCACUUGAAUUCGCUGGACUGCAAUCCUGGACAACCCAUCACCAGUGCCCUCAUCCACAACGUCCUCACUAGCAAUGGCCGAAAUUACCUGAAUCUCUGUGCUCGGCUUGUGUCUCUUGGAGUUAUGGGCGCCAACGAGGACGAAAUAUUCAACUUGAACAAUGCAAUCCAAGCUGCCGAGGACAAGCUCUGGUCGACCUUUCCACGAAAGGAAGCUGCGUCUACUCGAGAGACGUCUACCGAGAACGCUUCUUCUCCGGGGACCAAUAUGACGAACCUUUCGACGACGGCGCAGCCGGAUGUGGACUCUAAGCCAAAGUUAGACACCAAGCCCGAGGUGCAAGCCAAACCAGUCGUCGAGGCCAAGCCAGUUGUGGAGACUAAGCCGGCCGUCGGGGCUCAGCCGUCUACUCCGGUGAAGGCUCCUCUGAGAGGCGAAGCGUCUACUUCUGCGUCUCCCUCCGGUAUUUGGACUCCGAAACAGGGGAUAGCUCCGGCCAACAUGGCAGCCUGGCCUUCCCAGAUGAAGCGCGAGAAUCGGGCCCAACAUCGCCGUGCUAUCCUCAAGGGAAUUCCCUCGGACUGGAAGCUGGACCAGAUCCAAGCUCACAUCUGGGGCGGGCGCAUCGAGCGUAUCGAGAUGAAUGCCGGCAGCUCGACCGCUUGGGUCAAGUUCAUGACGGUGGAGGGGUACAACAAGUACUUCGCUGCCACCGCGAAUGGAAUCGAGAUCGCCGACUCAAAUAGGCUCAUUCUCGCCGAACCUGAUGAGGGCCCUCACUCCGCUAACGAUCUUCUUGAGAGCCUAGUUGCGGACGGUUCCACUCGCUGCAUCCGUGCUCUUGAUGCAGAGGAGGGUUGGAGCAUGCCCACCUUGACCCGCAUUGCUAGGGGCAAGGACCGCAAAGUUGACAAGAUCAAGAUAGGCAAGGAGAAAGGCCGCAACUUCGUGGAGUUCCGAUUCUCUAGCGUCUACGAGGCCCUGUUCUUCAGGAAGGAGCUUAUGGAUGACGAAGACUGGGAACCUACCACCAUCGUCUACGCACCAGACCCAUGCGACGUUCACAACGGCAUCCACCUUGAUGACUAGGUCGGAAUCGGGUCCUUCGAAUACAGUACGCUUGCAGAUACUGCAAUGGUUUGGGUUCGUCUGUCAACGGAGAAUGAGGUCUUGGCCUGUUUCUUCAUAUUUGGGAAAGAUACAGUCGUAAACUGUUUUUUCUCACUUUCAUUAUGAGAAAACUUUGGGUGUGAUUUUCUUUUUCUUCUCAGGGGCUGUUUAGGUGGAUUCUAGCUCAAGAAAUGAUGGCAUGGAUACGGCUUGCUACGUGUGGAAUACCACUUGACAGACAAUGAAAAGACACUAAUAUUGCG